UUAUUAUGAAGAAAAUGAGCCUUUGGGCCUGUAUCUUUCUUGUGACAUGGGUGAAUGACCUUUGAUGGAGAUUUGAGUUCGAGAUCAUCGAUUGUGGCUGGCGAUGGAGAAUCAUCGCAGGCGAAGCUUGCUUGAUGAUGAUGGUGAAAUUGGAUUACAGUAGAGAGACGGAAGAAGAAUGCCGAAGUGAAGCAGUGCCGAUGAGAGCAAGCUCUUCUUGAGGCUCAGCUUUGGAGUCAGCGACGGUUGAUGAUAAAGAGAUUAUCUCAAAAUGUCAAUAAAAUUUCAAGAACUGAGACCUGAGUCAAUGACCUACCAGGAAAGAUUCUUAGUUGUCACCAACCAACAAAGAGACAGACGACUUAUAUACACGCCAACGAGCUUGUUGAUCCCUUCUCAGCUAUCAGCAGCCAACUACAGCUCUAGAUCGUGGCAUGGAAACAGUGAGUUGGAAGGAGAGAUGAUGAUGCAGUGUUUAGAUGCAUUAAAGCACUUCUCCAUAUUUCUCUUGACUUGUUGUGAUUCUGAUCGUCAUCAACACUCCGGGGGUCUUCCCAACCCUAAGGAUCUGGCUAGAGGCACUGUCUUUACUGUGAAUGAGAUUGAAGCUCUUUACGAAAUGUUCAAGAGCAUCAGCAAAGCCGGCCUUAUCGACAAGGAACAGUUUCAGUUGGUACUCUUUAAAUCCAACAGAAAGAAGAGCCUUUUUGCUGACAGGGUGUUUGACUUGUUUGACACCAAGCAUACUGGAAUCCUUGAUUUUGAAACCUUUGCACGUGCCAUUUCGGUUUUCCACCCCAAGGCUCGAAUGGAGGAUAAGCUCGAGUUUGCUUUCAAGCUGUAUGAUCUGAAGCACCAGGGGUUUAUAGAGAGACAAGAGUUGAGGCAAAUGAUGGUGGCGACUCUAGCUGAAUCUGGCAUGAAUCUUUCUGAUGGCGUGAUAGAGAUCAUCAUAGACAAGACAUUUGAAGAAGCUGAUAGUAAAAUGGACGGGAAGAUUGAUAAGGAAGAGUGGCAGAGUCUUGUUCUUCGUCACCCCUCUUUGUUGCAGAACAUGACCCUUCAGCAUCUCAAAGACAUAACAAAGACGUUUCCGAACUUUGUGUUUUACACCAUAGUGACUGACAACCCAUCAUCUGGAUGAUCAUGAGGGAUGUGAUUUUGGAUUUUUGUUGGUGCAAGUUGAUUCUUUUCUUUUUUUUUGGCAAAAGAGAUGGUACAAUAUUGUAUUUUGAAAACUUGUUUCUUACUUAACUUCGACUCUAAUUCUAUUUGUAUCUGAAACCUGGCCUUUCUGAUUUA
Messenger RNA from Brassica napus (rape), 1302 nucleotides. RefSeq names its product calcineurin B-like protein 6. Lineage: Eukaryota; Viridiplantae; Streptophyta; Magnoliopsida; Brassicales; Brassicaceae. Gene Ontology annotation, molecular function: calcium ion binding; kinase binding. The transcript is spliced from 10 exons. The record is from RefSeq and is a predicted model, not a curated record. The coding region runs from base 272 to 1144 and encodes 290 amino acids. Gene Ontology annotation, biological process: calcium-mediated signaling.